AUGCUUCAGACGAUUAACAGGGUCUUUACCCAUAGCACCAGCUUCAAGAGAAGGGGAAAGGGGGAUCAUGAAAACAGCGGAGACAAGUCCCCGCUUAGCGGAAAAUACUCUGCCGCAGGGGAUCAGCGACCAGACUCCCCUAUUCGACUCGGAUCGCCGUCGAUUGCAGCGCUAGGCGAGUCGACGCUUAAGAAGAUCGUUAACCGGUCGUUCUAUGGCGACACGUCGGUGGAGCCGCUUGUCGAUGGGAGGGGGGGAACGGGGAAGGAGGUUCCGACGGAAAUGCUCGCGUUCGAGAUAGGAGCCAUCAUGCGUCGCACGCUCGAAAUAUGCGACUCCAUGUCCGAGAAAAUGCUCUCAUCGCUGCGCGCCAACCUUCAGGCGCCUGGCGUUGUAACUUUAAUCUCCAGCGACCUUAGAGUACUAUGGGGCCUCGCGGGGUACGAGAAGCAUCAGGAGCUGCGGUCCGUCGCGUGCCGCGUCGCGGUGUUGGGUCGCAAGUGCCGGGAAUCGCGACUACACCGACUCGAGCGGCUCUUUGCGCGGCUCGACAGCACAGAUGCCGAUUAUAAGAUGUUCGCCGCGUCUUCCGCUGAAGGGGAGGUGCUUCUUAGGUUCAUGCGCGAGCAAGCGGAGGCGACGAGCGAGCUGAAGAGCGAGAUGGAGUCCAUCCAGGAGCUGCACAGCCGCAUUCAGGAGUACGGGGAGUGGAACUCGCUGCAGGAGAUGGUGACGCAGGGCAAGCUGGUGGAGAAGCUGCAGGGCCACUGCCUCUGGGCGUACCACCUCGACUUCCUCGUGCAGCUGCUCAUCAUAGCAGCAUGCUACGUGCGCAAGAAGAUCUUCGCAGCGUUUGGGCACGGCAUGUGUCCGCCGCGCAUCCGGGAGGCGUGUGUGGGGGAGGCGGGCCUCGCGCUGCACUAUGCCAACGUGGUGGUGCUGCUGGAACGGAUCAUACAACAGCCGGACGAAGUGCUAGGGCCUACAAGGGACGAGCUGUACGAGAUGCUGCGCGUGCAGCUGCAGGGCGCACUCAACUUCACCUCCUUGGACGAGCUCUAUGAAAUGCUUCCGCGCAACAUACAGUACCUGCUGCGCGUGCAGCUGCAGGAUUCACUCAACUUCCAGGCGGAUGGGCGAGUGGAGGCGAAUCUCAAGCGCGGGCUGCUGCUGCUGCCCACCAUGGCGCACAACACCAUCACCUGGCACUCGCUGCACACCCCUGGAGCUGCUCUUGACUCCUCUGAGACGGUGUUUCAAGUGCAGGUGGGUGGUUCGAGGCUGGGUGUGCCAGGUACCUUCUAUUUCACGAAUGUGCAGGCGGUAAACGCCACACUAGUGGACGUGCGCCUCCUGGGCCUGUGCCGCAUCUGCGGAACGUUCUACUUUGCGAAUCUGCAGGCAGUGAACGCCACUCUAGUGGACGUGCUCCUGGGCCUGUGCCGCAUCUGCGGCGUGGAGUCCCCUAUAGGCUGUGUGUCCACGCAGGUGCCGGCCUCCCUCGACUACUCCCAGCUCGUGGCAGAGAAGGUGGCGGAGGCGGAGCGCCAGUUCCGCAAGGCGUGUGGCAUGGAUGAGAGGGACGAGGACUGGUUUGGGGGGGAGGUCACCAAGGUGCAUGAUGACUCGUGCCAGGCUAGACGCGCGCAAACGCCGAGGGGUGGUGAGGCGGCUCCAGUAGCUUCAGCAGUGUCAGUAGUUUCAGCAGCUUCGGGCAGUGUUGUGCGGGAAAAGGGCUUGCAACCCAGUAGUAGCCGGUUCAAGGGGACAGAUGCGUCUGGUCCUCCUGCUGCUGCUGCUGCUGCUGCUGCUGGUGUUGGUGGUGUUGGUCCUUGUGGUUCCUCCUCCUCCUCCCCCUCUCGUCUCCCCACGCCUCCCCCUCCCGCCACCUACUCCCGACCGCGCAUCCCCUCCUCUCGAUCAGACAGCUCCUUCCUGCAGCAGCAGGGGGGCGGAGGGCAGAGAGGGAAAGAGAGCAUGCGAAACAGCGGCGGCGGGGUGUGUAAGAGCCAGAGCUGCAGCCCACAGGCAGACAGGCUCGUGGUUGCUUCCUGUGCUUCCUCCUCUCCUGGUCGCCCCUCCCCUGGCCGACUCUCCCCAAGUGACGCCUCCCCCAGUCGAGCCUCCCCUAGUCGCGGCUCCCCCGGGCAAGCCUCUGGGUGCUUCUCCCCUCAGGGCCUCCCGUUCCUCUCCCCCGCUGGUACCCCCUCCCCUGCUGACUCCCCCCGCUCGUCCCGACUGGGGCGGGGGGAGGCAAGGGGGAACGUGGGGGAAGGAUUGGGGGAAGGAGAGGCCAGAGGGGAGGGGCGGGGGGCAAGAGAGGCGACUGGGGAGGUAUUGGGCGGAAGAGGGGCCACUGGGGAUGGGCAGGGGGAAGGAGAGCAGGAGAGGGAGACACAGGGGGGGGCAGAGUUAGAGGCGGCCACAGGGGAAGCGAGGAAACGGAACAGCAGGAGCAGCUGGGGGUCACAGCGAUGGGGCUUUGGCAAGUCAAGAUCCAUGCGAGUGACCACAGCUCCUCCCGCCACACCUCCUCGCCCCUCCACCCCUCCUCCCAGCAGCUUCUCUUCCGAUCCCAUGCUUGCUGCUGGUGCCACUGAUUGGGAUACCGAAAGCCCUGCUGUUGCCAGGGUUGACGGGAGCCUUUCACCGGAUCAUUCCCUCUCCUCCUCUCUGCUCUCCCCCUCGCUGCUGGAAACCAGGCGACUACGCAAAGCCAUGCAGGGAGGGGCGAUAGUGGGGUGUUUCACCGGGGGUGGGGCAGCAGCAGCUUUGGACAGCGAGUCAGAGGCGGAAGGGGGACGGAGGGCGAGGGGAGGCUCUAGGCCUGGUACAGGCAGGUCUAGCGGGAGGGUGAAGGGCGAGCGAGUGAGUGGGGAAAGGGUGAGUGGAAGAGCAAGUAGUGAAUCAGGUGGCUCAGGGCGCCGAUCGAAGCUGCUUGGGGGUAGCAGCAGGGAGAAUGUCAAGGGCAGUGGGGAUGGGAGCGGGAGUCGGAGUGGUGAUGCUGAGGGAGCGACCAGCAGCAGCACUCCAAGAAAGACGAAGCAUUUCUACUCCCAGCCAAUGCCGCCGCGUGCGCAGUGGAAUGAGCAGAUGGGGGUUGCAACGGAGGCUGACGGGGCCUUGUAA
Closterium sp. NIES-65 is the source of this 3129-nucleotide messenger RNA. The record is from the annotation of a GenBank genome assembly. NCBI's taxonomy places the organism in Eukaryota, Viridiplantae, Streptophyta, Zygnematophyceae, Desmidiales, Closteriaceae.